Messenger RNA from Helobdella robusta, 933 nucleotides. RefSeq lists its product as hypothetical. Lineage: Eukaryota; Metazoa; Annelida; Clitellata; Rhynchobdellida; Glossiphoniidae. The coding region runs from base 1 to 933 and encodes 310 amino acids. The transcript has 3 exons. The record is from RefSeq and is a predicted model, not a curated record.
AUGGAUGGAACAAAUGAUGUUGAUGAGUUUGAAAAAUAUUUCCAAAAAGCCUCAACUCAGAUGACUAAUGUUCAGUUAGAAGAAAUAGAAAGCAACAUACAACGAAGAGGUAGUCUUCCUGAAUCACAAAAAAAAUCUAAAAAAAAGUCGAAAAACAAACACAGUUCAAGCAUCAAGUUGAUGGAAUCGGAUUUGCAGCCUUCUUCAGCCUACAACGAAUACUUGAGUGUGUCCAGCAGACAAACGCGAACUUCCAUUUCUAACCCAAGUGAUGCGCAUACUCUUCUGUUGAGGCCAACCAACCAACAAACAAAUCAAUCCCUAUCGGCUUCGAACAGUCGUUCAAAUUUAUUCACAAGAAGAAGUUCGCAGUCGAAGCUUCAGCAGAGUGAAUUUUUGGCGGUUGCUGACACGCAGCACUAUCGAAGGGCUAGUCUUACUCCCGAAGAACAAACAGAAAACAAACUUGAAGAAAUAAAAAAAGUCCAAAAAGACGGAGGUUUAAUUGUGAGAUCGUUUCUUACUUCUCCAAAAGGGUUGGUAAACAGAGGCGACUCUUUCAAGAAGCAGUCGGAUAAAAGGGAAUCCCUCGGUGUAAAUACAAAACAGGAUGGCUCAAAAAUACUGCCUCGUAGAUUUUCUGAUGUGGGGAAGAGAGCAUCCAUCCCCGUAGCCACAUCAGCAACAAUUUCUGACCUCAUCAACGCCAACGUUAUGUCUUCCUCGAACGACGACGAGGCAAUCAGUUUGGAGCCGAGAACAUCAAUAAGCUGUGAACCAACAGCUGGGCGAUUUAGUCAACGACAUCAAUUUGUUGCACGUCCUUCCAUAGAAAUCACAAAAUGCUAUCUCCCUGAUGAACCACACACGCCAGAAAUGAUGACUGAUGAUUCGACAAAAAACACAUUUUCAUUCUCGAAAACAAGUUGUUAA